Gavialis gangeticus (Gharial) is the source of this 4182-nucleotide messenger RNA. RefSeq names its product atrophin 1 (gene ATN1). The record is from RefSeq and is a predicted model, not a curated record. Gene Ontology annotation, molecular function: transcription corepressor activity. Bases 125 to 3808 code for a protein of 1227 amino acids. The transcript is spliced from 10 exons. Lineage: Eukaryota; Metazoa; Chordata; Crocodylia; Gavialidae. Gene Ontology annotation, cellular component: nucleus.
GGACUUCCAGAAACCAGUAACAUCUCUGGUCUGAGCCCCCUUCUGGAGGAUCUGGUUGUGCCUAGUUGAGGCCACCAUUUUAGUCCCUCCAAGGAACAGCAGAAAGGGGGAGUGACAAAAAUUUAUGUUUUCAUCCAGCCGGGCCAAAGAGAAUGGGGGCCCCACACCCAAAAGAAUGAAGACUCGACAGAACAAAGACUCAGUACGUGACAGGAGAGGAGGAGGUGGGAAACCCAGAACUGGAAGAGGAGGAGAGAUGUGGGUCAGGACUGAGAUGUCAAUGCGGAGUGGACGGAAGAAGGAGACUCCUGGGCCCCGAGAAGAGCUGAGGUCACGGGGUCGAGCCUCCCCGGGUGGCAUCAGCACCUCCAGCAGUGAUGGCAAAGCUGAGAAAUCCCGGCAAGCAAACAAGGUAGGAAAAAAGGGUCGAGUGGAGGACUCCUGCACACCCAAGGGUAGCAAGCAAGGCCGGACAGAGGAGAUUUCAGAGAGUGAAGGGGAGGACAGUAGUGCCCCCAAGAAAACCAAAACUGAGGAGCUGCCAUGUCCUCAGUCUCCCUCAGAUGUUGACAGCCUUGAUGGCCACAGCUUCAAUGACGAGAUGAGCAGCGACCCCCGGGACAUUGACCAGGAUAACCGCAGCACCUCACCCAGUGUCUACAGCCCUGGCAGUGUGGAGAAUGACUCAGAUUCCUCCUCUGUGCUGUCCCAGGGGCCAUCCCAUGCCUACCACCACCCCCCACUCUUCCCCCAGAGCCCCCCAGCUGCCCCUCCUACUGACAGUCUAGGCCGUCCAUCUGAGCCAGGCUUUGGCCUAGCAGGUGAGGUCCACCCUCAGCCCCCUGGAGGGAGUUACCACUCUCAACUUGAGACGCAGACUUCCAGGAUUUUCCAGGCCCAGGCACCACAGCCUGCUUCUUCUUCUUCCUCCUCCUCUUCUUCCUCUUCCUCUGCCCAUGCUCCUCUUUAUCCUACUGCCAAUGUGGUCCAGGUUGGGGCCAAAGGCACCAAUGGAGUGGGAGGCAUUCCAGCACCAGGAGCACGUGAACAGAACCUUGGUGCCAAGCACAACCCCCCGCCCACUACACCCAUCUCCCUGGCUGCCAUGGGAGCGGGGCUGCCUCCUCAGAAAACACCUCCAGCCAACCCCCCAGCUGCACCCCCAGUCUCUGCCCCUUCCUUCCCCCAUGUCUCAGCCAACCUGCCUCCCCCACCAGCCCUGCGCCCACUGAAUAACGUGGCCGCUGCCUCCAACUCUCCAGGGAUGGUGGGGCAGGCUCUGAGUGGGCACCUCCCAUCACCCCAUGGCAUGGGGCAAGACAAGGCACCAGCCUUGGCCCCUUCACGUUAUCCUUAUGCUCCCCCACCCCCGUCCAGCUCCUCUGCUCAAUAUCUCCCACCUUCCCCUGCCCAGACCCUGCCUAAUUACAGUGCUUCCUAUGCCCACUCCUUCCCCCUCCCCAGUGCUCUCUCUGUCUCCAGCCAGCCUCCCAAGUACACCCAGCCCUCUCUGCCCUCCCAGCCUGUGUGGAGCCAGGGUCCACCACCGUACAGCCGCCCACUGGGCAACACCAGCUCCCAUCCUCCUGCCUCCUUUCCUGGCCAGGCCUCCCACCACCAGCAGUCAUCACAGCAACACCACCAUGGCCCUGGCAGUGGAGGGGGUGUUUCUCCAGCCACAGCAGCUCCUCCUCAGCCAACAGGAGGUUACCCCCACCCCAUGGAGUCAGGCACUCAUCACCCUUCACAUGCUGCCUAUGGGCUGCGCCUCUACCCACCCCACAGCCAGGCCACAUAUAGUCAGGCUCCUUCAGCUGCUGCUGCCUCCUCCUCCACCCCUACCCCCUCGUCUGCCUCCUCCUCUGCCUCUGCCGCCUCCUCCUCCUCUUCCUCUUCCUCUUCCUCCUCCUCCUCUUCCUCUUCCCAGGGUACAUACCAAGGGGUCUGUGCCCACCCACAGGGCCAGAGUCCUGCCACCUACACCUUCCCCCCACCACCCCCACCUUCUCCCGCACAUGGGGCUGGACCCCCAGUCACUUCUGCGUCUGCCACUCUCUCCACUGUCAUAGCCACCAUGGCCUCCUCUUCCUCAGCCCCCUAUAAAACAGUAUCACCCCCCAUACCGCCACCUGCCGUGGCUCCCUAUGGGAAGCGGGCAGCCUCACCUGUCCCUACAUUCCAGCCCCCACCUGCCUACAAGCCAGGCUCGCCCCCUUCAUCCUCUGCUUCAUCAUUCCAUGUGGCCACUCCGCCUGGGUACAGGGUGACCUCUUCUCCCGCAACUAGCAACUACAAGACUCCCUCCCCCACCCCCAGUGCUCCCCCACUGCCUGGAGGCAUCGGAGUCCCUGCUGCCCCGCUGCCACCACUGCCACUGAGCACUGCACAGAUUAAGCAAGAGCCAUCGGAGGAGUAUGAGCCCCCAGAGAGCCCAGUGCCGCCCACACGGAGUCCCUCACCAGCCCCCAAAGUGGUGGACAUACCAAGUCAUGCCAGCCAGUCAGCCAGGUUUAACAAGCACCUAGACCGUGGCUUCAACUCUUGCUCUCGCACAGACCUGUAUUUUGUGCCCCUGGAUGGCUCCAAGCUGGCCAAGAAACGAGCAGACCUAGUGGAGAAGGUCCGCAGGGAGGCAGAGCAGAAGGCCCGGGAAGAGAAGGAACGGGAGAGGGAACGUGAAAGGGAGAAGGAGAGAGAGCGAGAGAAGGAGAGAGAGCUGGAGCGAAGUGUGAAGAUGGCACAGGAGGGGCGUCCAGUGGAAUGUUCGUCUCUGGGGCCCGUUCCUCACCGUCCAUCCUUUGAGCAGGGCAGUGCUGUGGCUACUGUUCCACCAUACCUGGGUCCUGACACUCCAGCUUUGCGCACCCUAAGUGAAUAUGCCCGGCCCCAUGUCAUGUCCCCCAGCAACCGCAAUCACCCCUUCUAUGUGCCGCUGGGUGCAGUUGACCCAGGCCUACUGGGCUAUAAUGUGCCAGCUAUCUACAGCAGUGACCCAGCCACACGGGAGCGGGAGCUGCGGGAACGAGAAGCCCGUGAGCGAGACCUGAGGGAUCGAGACCUGCGUGAGCGCCUCAAGCCUGGGUUCGAAGUCAAGCCAGCUGAGCUGGAUCAGCUCCAUGCUGUUCCUGCUGCUGCCAUGGAUCCCUUCCCACGCCAUGGGGGGCUGGCUCUCCAGGCAGCCCCUGGCCUGCAUCCCACUUUUCCCUUCCACCCAGGGCUGGGUCACCUGGAGCGGGAACGGCUGGCACUAGCAGCUGGCCCAACCCUGCGUCCUGACAUGUCAUAUGCUGAGCGACUGGCAGCUGAAAGGCAGCAUGCGGAGCGGGUUGCUGCUCUGAGCAACGACCCUCUGGCCCGGCUGCAGAUGCUCAAUGUGACACCCCAUCAUCACCAACACUCGCACAUCCACUCCCACCUCCAUCUGCACCAGCAGGAUGCCAUCCAUGCAGCCUCAGCUUCUGUUCACCCCCUUAUUGACCCACUGGCAUCAGGGUCACAUCUCACUCGGAUACCGUACCCAGCUGGUACCAUCCCCAACCCACUUCUUCCUCACCCCCUCCAUGAGAAUGAAGUGCUGCGCCAUCAGCUUUUUGCUGCCCCCUACAGGGACCUGCCAGGAUCUCUCUCUGCUCCCAUGUCAGCAGCUCAUCAACUCCAGGCCAUGCACGCACAGUCGGCAGAGCUGCAGCGUUUGGCUUUGGAGCAGCAGCAGUGGCUCCAUGCCCAUCACCCUUUGCAUGGAGUGCCGCUUCCUACACAGGAGGAUUAUUACAGUCACCUGAAGAAAGAAAGUGACAAACCCCUUUAAAUGAAACCCAACCCUUGCAAUGACAUCAUCACAUCUCCCUCUCCAGAGAGAAACAAUCAAUCAACCAAAUCUUGGGAGAGGGGAAGCUGCAGAGUGAUGAAUCCUGGGCCUGUUCAGCACAGUGAAAGAGAAGGAAGGAUGGAAAGAACAAGAUGACCAUCCUGGGAGCAGAGAGGAGGGGAGAGAAGUGGGGAGGGAGUGAGAUGCCUAAAAAAUGUUUGGAACCAUGGCAUGACUUCAAGAGGGGCACUGAGAAAGACAAAGUUAAUGUGACAAAGAGCUUGAAGUACAAGGAAUUGUGGGGAUUCAAAAUGGCUGCUGUUCCAGAAUCUCUUUUGAGAGAGUGGUUGUACCUAAUAAAAAAAACAAAAGUA